This is a messenger RNA of Fonsecaea nubica, 1248 nucleotides long. RefSeq lists its product as hypothetical. Bases 1 to 1248 code for a protein of 415 amino acids. NCBI's taxonomy places the organism in Eukaryota, Fungi, Ascomycota, Eurotiomycetes, Chaetothyriales, Herpotrichiellaceae. The record is from RefSeq and is a predicted model, not a curated record. Gene Ontology annotation, molecular function: protein kinase activity; ATP binding. The transcript has 4 exons. Gene Ontology annotation, biological process: protein phosphorylation.
AUGUCUAUUCAGCCCCGCACCUUUCCGACCGACGGCUUCGUCACCCUCCCAAAACAUGAAAAGUUCGAGGAGGAGAGACUCAUUGGCUACAAAGCAGAAAAGUUCUAUCCCGUUCGACUGGGUGAGGUCUUUGAGGCGAGGUACCAGGUUGUCGCAAAGCUGGGCUUUGGCACCGCCUCCACUGUCUGGCUCUGCCGGGAUCUGCAUGAAAACGCCCUGGUCACUCUCAAGGUCUGCAUCAUCGGAGAGGAUGCUACACAAGAGUUGGUGAUUUCUCGCCAUAUCAAAUCCAUCGACACGGAUCACCCUGGUAAGGGAAAGCUGCGUGUAUCGCUGGACGACUUCCAUAUCAGAGGACCUUGUGGAUCUCACCAAUGUCUCGUUUUCGAGACACUCGGCCCUACCUUGACCAGUCUGCGAGAUUUGUUUGAUGAUAGGGCUCUUCCAAAGAAACUUUUGCAGAAAUUCUUGUUCGUAAUUGUGACGGCCUUGGACUUCAUGCACCAGGCGGGGGUGGUACAUACAGGUCUGUCCCCAUAUCUGGACACAUCCACAGCGUGUUGGCAGCUAAGGAGGAUCCUAGAUCUAUCGCCCAACAACAUCCUUGUCGGCACCAACGCCAUCGCAGUGUCUAAGGUCGAGCAGGCCGAACAAGAUAGCCCGUCGCCGCGGAAGAUUCUAGCGGAUCGCACCAUCCAUCUUUCCUAUGACAUGCCAACGACCUACGAAGCGCCGGUUAUUACCGAUUUCGGCGCUGCUCGCUUGGGGGAACCGGAGCAGAAGCACUCUGGCGACGUCAUGCCAGGUGUUUAUCGAGCGCCUGAGAUUAUUGCUGGGACAGAAUGGGACUCGAAGAUCGACAUCUGGUCCGUUGGAGUCAUGAUUUGGAGCCUGUUCGAAAGCCGAAAUCUCUUCUAUGCCGUCAAGGACGGCCAUCUCAACGACGAGCUCCACUUUGCUGAAAUGGUCUCUCUCAUGGGACCUCCGCCAAUGGAGUUUUUGCUUCGCUGCGAUCGAAGUCGUCAGUACUGGGAUUCAGAAGGUAACUGGAUUGCUGAGACGCCGAUUCCCGACCAGACUCUUGAGUCGCGUGAGACACGUCUGGAGGGCGAGGACAGAGAACUGCUUCUCGCUCUCGCUCGCAAGAUUUUUCGUUGGCUUCCGGAGGAGAGGCCGUCAGCACAGGAUCUCUACGAUGAUGAUUUUCUUACUCAGUUUAUGCACGAGGACGAGCCAGGCGCUUCUUGA